This is a messenger RNA of Geodia barretti, 1686 nucleotides long. The record is from the annotation of a GenBank genome assembly. NCBI's taxonomy places the organism in Eukaryota, Metazoa, Porifera, Demospongiae, Tetractinellida, Geodiidae.
AUGGCUGAGGUUUUUUACAGGAAGUGGCGGCCCAAGAGCCUGGGCGAGGUUGUCGGGCAGGAAGCCAUAACCAAGACUCUGAAGCAGGCGGUGGCGCAAGGGCGCACCUCGCACGCAUACCUGUUCUGCGGCACUCGCGGCACAGGCAAGACGAGCACUGCCCGCAUACUGGCGAAGGCUAUCAACUGCCUGUCGCCGAAGGACGGCGAGCCUGACAACGAGUGCCAUAUCUGCGUGGGCAUCAACGAGGCGCGUGCGCUCGACCUGAUAGAGAUCGACGCGGCGAGCAAUCGUGGCAUAGAUGACAUUCGCGACUUGAGCGACAAGGUUCGCUUUUCGCCGAAUGAGUCGCGCUACAAGAUAUACAUCAUCGACGAAGUCCACAUGCUGACCGAACCUGCGUUCAACGCGCUGCUGAAGACGCUUGAAGAGCCGCCGGCGCAUGCGGUGUUCAUUCUGGCGACAACAGAGGCGCAUAAGGUCCCGCUGACCAUCAUCUCGCGCUGCCAGCGAUAUGACUUCCGUCGAAUACCCAUCGACCAGAUGGUGGCGAAGCUGGCUUACAUAAGCGAGCAAGAAGGCAUCGAGGUGUCGGAUGAAGCGCUUCACCUCGUAGCCCGCCUCGCCAACGGCGGGCUACGCGAUGCCGAGAACCUGCUGGAGCAGGUCGUGGUGUCGUACGGCUCGCCAAUAAGCGAGGAUGAUGUGCGCCAGAUGCUGGGGCUCGGCGGCGACGAAAUUGCGCUGGAGCUGGUGAGGCACAUAAUCGGCAAGUCGGUCAAGGAUGGCAUCACGACCGUCAACAAUGCUACCGAGCAGGGGACUGACCUGCGCCAUCUGCUGCGCGGAACUCUUGAAUACCUGCGCGCUCUGCUGCUGAUCAAGACGGGCGCAGGGGCGAACUUCGGCUACUCCGACGAGAUAAUGAGUCGCCUGAACACUCUCGCCGCGGAUGCGCCAAUGGAGCAUCUUGUCAGGGCGCUGAAGGUGUUCGCGGGAGUGAACAUGCGGCGGGACGCGGCGUCAACUCUGCCGUUGGAACUUGCGGUGGUGGAGUCGGCGACUGAGCCGGAACCAGUGGUUGUUGCGGCAGCAACGCCAGCGUACGCACCGCCUCAACAGGUUUCUCCGCCACAGGCUGCGCCUCCGCGGAAUCAGCCGCCCUCUCGACCUCCCGCACCACAGCCGACUUACCGCCAGCCACCGAGACAAGCCUAUCGACAAUCGGAGGAAGGGGCGGCGGCGAGUGGGUCAGCUCCUAGCGAGGCGCCGGGCGCUCGACCCGCGUCGGGCGGCGACCUGCCGGACGAACCUGCGGCAAGGCUUGCCCACCAGUGGAAUAUGAUCGCCAACGAUCUGAGAUUCGUGGGGACACGACUGAAGUUGGGCGCGAUGCUUCGCAGCGCAAAAGAGCGAGAAGUUUCGGGUCAUACUAUAAUACUCAAGUAUCCUUCCCGCUCGAACGUUGAGAGAUUGCAGCAGGAAUUGGAUAAUCCGGAAAGUAAGCGCGCGCUUGACGAUGCGAUUGCGAAGGCAAUGGGGUCCCUGUUUCAGGUCGAAGUAGCGCUUUCUAACGGUGCGAACGGUGCGGGAAUGAGACGCGCAUCCCAAUCCAGCCACCUCGUGCAGGCGGCGCAGGCGAUGGGCGCAAGAGUCAUCAGUGAGAGAGAGGAACAGCAACAAUGA